UGCAAUCAUAUUUUAUUAUGGUGUGAUACAAUUUGAACAAGAAUAAAGAAAAAGAAAAAGAAGAAAAUGAGCGUAUCAAACACUGCUAAAUUACCUCCAGAUGGAAGCUGGGGUUGGAUGAUUGUCCUGGCAUAUUCAUUGAACGGGAUAUGUACCGUAUCGAUUAUGCAAGGUUUUGGAUUAAUAUUUAAAGAUAUUUUCCCUCGUUUUGGGUUCACUGCGACGGAGGGAACGAUCAUUAUUAAUACAAACUUAGCUUCCGGCAUGCUCCUUGGAUUGAUAAACGGUCCGCUUCUACGACUUUUCGGAUAUAGGAAAAUGGCUAUGAUCGGUAGUACAGUAUUCAGCAGUGGAGUAAUUAUAACAGCAUUUGCCAAAUCUUUUACCUGUUUAAUGAUCUUCUAUGGUAUAGUCGCAUCUUUGGGUACGUCGAUGACAUUAUCUGCUUUCUCGUAUGCGUUAAACUCGUACUUCACGACAAAAAGGGGACGUGCAAUAUCCUUAGCAAUGACACUUAUUGGAGUUGGCCCCAUAAUUGUACCUCAAGUGACCACUUUAUUAAGUUCAUAUUAUGGAUCUCAGGGUACGAUAUUGUUGUAUGGAGCGUUCACUUUGCACUCAUUAGUAGGUAGCUUGUUACUUCAUCCACUCAAAUGGCAUACGAAAAAUGCUACUAAAUCGGAAAGUGUGAACGAUGAAUCGUCGAAGAAUGAGAAUGAAAAUACAAUCAGGGCACGGAAGCGUAGUGUUUUCCAAGACGAAGAAAGUUUUAAAAGUUCAAUAUUAGACUUAAUUAAUGUACCAAGAAAAACGACUGUUUCAAGUAUCGAUCACGAUGCAGAGAUUGGAAGUAUAUAUGGAAUUGAUAUACCCUAUGCUCGACAGAUGUCUGAAACAUUAAGUUCUUCGUUAGGAGAAAAGGAAGUUGAUAUGUACAUAAUUGCCGAAAAUGGUCAAACGGGAAAGGAGCGUCGAAAAGUUCAGCCUUGUAAUCGUCGGUUAAAAAGCAUUGAGACAAUCAAUCUCGGCAGCAGUAUAAAAAUUUUUGAAGAGAAACCUUUAACUAGGUGCAGUAGCAUAGAUGAACUUGAAACGGAUAAUUAUCAAAGUACGAUGGAAAACGAUACAUUAUUAACAAAAACUCAUGCAAACACAGUGUCAAAUGCAAAUAUUGACAGCAAUGGAAAGUCUGAAAAGGAAUCGACAAUGACACGAAUGUUCAAGACGAUAUCAGAGUAUUUUGAUCUGGAUUUACUGCGAGAUCCAAUCUAUGUAAAUAUGAUGUUGGGAAUGUCCAUAGCUAUUUUUGCUGAAAUAAAUUUCUCUCAAUUAACACCCUUUUUCCUGUCGGAUAUGAAGAUAUCAAAUAAUCAAAUAGCGACUGUAAUGAGUGUUAUUGCCAGUGUAGAUUUGAUGUUCAGAAUUCUUGCUCCUUUUAUCGGCGAGUGGCUUCAGCAACCACCAAGAGUAAUGUAUCUAGGAAGCUUAUGCCUCUUAAUUAUCAGUCGAUCAGCUUUAUUAUUCGUCAAUGGAUUUAUUUCGCUGAUAAUCGUCGCUGUUGGAUUGGGAGCUGCUAAAGGGAUACGUUCAAUAUACAUGAGCUUAGUAAUACCUUGUUACGUGACAAUAGAUAAAUUACCUAAUGCAUCGGGAAUCCAAAUGAUUGUAAAUGGAGUAAUUCUUUUGUGUGCUGGUCCUAUGCUUGGUAUAAUGCGUGAUAGUUUUGGAAGUUUUACACCUUGCAUAAUUGUGAUAAAUUGUGUUACGGGUCUAACAGUCACAUUAUGGACAGUGGAAAUGUUAAUCAUCCGAAAGAAAAAAAUGCAGAAACGAAAAGAACAGCGAGACUCUCCUUGAAUUGUUGAAUACUCUAUACCCUAUACACUUAUUCGUAACUAAAAAUAAUUUUUUUACUAAACUUCAA
Molecule: messenger RNA, 1924 nt
Organism: Bombus huntii
Lineage: Eukaryota; Metazoa; Arthropoda; Insecta; Hymenoptera; Apidae
Exons: 10
Coding region: 67-1857 (596 amino acids)
Biological process (GO): monocarboxylic acid transport; transmembrane transport
Molecular function (GO): monocarboxylic acid transmembrane transporter activity
Source: RefSeq, a predicted model, not a curated record